Triticum aestivum (bread wheat) is the source of this 915-nucleotide messenger RNA. Its product is annotated as disease resistance protein PIK6-NP-like. Gene Ontology annotation, molecular function: ADP binding. The transcript has 2 exons. NCBI's taxonomy places the organism in Eukaryota, Viridiplantae, Streptophyta, Magnoliopsida, Poales, Poaceae. The record is from RefSeq and is a predicted model, not a curated record. Bases 1 to 915 code for a protein of 304 amino acids.
AUGGAGGGUGCAAUCAUCAGCUUGACCGAGGGCGCCGUGCGAGGCCUCCUAUGCAAGCUCGGCGGCCUCCUCGCGCAGGAGAGCUGGCCGGUGCAGCGCCUCCACGGCGAGGUCCAGUACAUCAAGGACGAGCUCGAGAGCAUGACCGCCUUCCUCCGUAGUCUGGCCGAAUCGUCCGACGGCCACGACGACCAGGUCCGGGUCUGGGUGAAGCAGGUGAGGGAGAUCGCCUACGACGCCGAGGACUGCAUCGACGACUACGUCCGCGGCCGCCAGCCGUUCGACAGGGACGGCGGCGCUGUCAUGGCGUCCCUCCGCCGCUUUGUCCGUCUGCUCGCCACGCUAGGAUCAGGCGGUGGUGGUCGCCGUCACCGGCGCAUAGCGGCCCAGCUCCAAGAACUGAAGACUCGCGCCAGGGACGCCGGCGAGCGGCGUUCCAGGUACGGGGUGCUGCCGCCAAAGACGGCGCUCGGGCGUGCCAGCAGCCACGCGUCCAGCUCCGGCGUCUCCGGCCGCCUGGACCCGCGGCUGCACGCCCUCUUCACCGAGGAGGCGCAGCUGGUGGGCAUCGACGGGCCGAGGGACGAGCUCGUGGGCUGGCUGAUGGAGGACGACGCGCGGCUCCGGGUGCUCGCCGUCGUCGGGUUCGGUGGGCUCGGCAAGACCACGCUGGCGAGGAUGGUGUGCGAGAACCCACGGGUGAAGAGCGCUGACUUUCAGUGCUCCCCGUUGCUCAUCGUGUCGCAGACGCUAAACGUCAGGGCGCUGUUCCUGCACAUGCUCAGGGAACUGACCCAGCGGCCGCGCCUGGCUGCCGGCGACGAUACCAUGGAUGAUAGCUUGCACGGGGCGGAGAGCUGGGAAACGGCGCUGCUGGCCAACAAGCUCAAACUUUACCUGCAAGACAAAAGGUGA